Salvia splendens (bonfire salvia) is the source of this 1586-nucleotide messenger RNA. Its product is annotated as probable methyltransferase At1g29790. Bases 75 to 1199 code for a protein of 374 amino acids. The transcript is spliced from 2 exons. The record is from RefSeq and is a predicted model, not a curated record. Lineage: Eukaryota; Viridiplantae; Streptophyta; Magnoliopsida; Lamiales; Lamiaceae. Gene Ontology annotation, molecular function: methyltransferase activity.
UUCAAGCUUCCGACAACAGUCCACACUAAGUCAGUCAGUGUAAUGAGCAAGCAGAAGUAAAAUCAGAUCAAGAAAUGGGUUUCACGAUGGGCCUAAACCUCCUCCUCCUCCUCGCCAUGGUCGCCACCAACAUCCUCUCCCUCUACCACCUCUCCUCCACCAUCCAAUCCAAGCCCCCCUCCCCUCCCCCCGUCCCCGACCACCUCAUCCAACAGCUCUCCACCAUCCGCGCCACCAUCAACCACCUCACCUCCCUCCGCCCCCCCACCAGCAAACCCUCCUCCUCCACCCCCUCCGAUCUCCUCCUCUACACCCGCUUCUCCCCCAUCGCCUCCUCCUGCAAAGACAACCCAAUUCUCCUCCACACCUACAUGAACUACACCCCCUUUUCCCCCUGCCCCGACGAUUCCCAAUUAGCCGAGGAUCUCAUUCUCCGCGGCUGCCACCCUCUCCCCCGCCGUCGCUGCUUCUCCAAAACCCCUCCUUCACUCCCUCCCCCUCUCCCCUCCGACCCCUUCUCCCCACUCCCCGAGAAAACCGCCAUCCUCAAUCACUACCCCUGCAGAACUAAAACCUUCUCCUGCUUCGCCGGUCUGAAGCCGGAGAUGGGAUUCGACGUGAGGAUCGAGAAAUCGAGGUUCUUAACUUACAGAACCGAUCUGGAUCUCCCAAUCCCGCAGCUGAUUCAGCUGGCGAAGUCAGCUAACAGCGUGAUUAGGCUAGGGCUCGACAUCGGCGGCGGAACGGGGACAUUCGCGGCGCAGAUGAAGCUGCGGAGCAAUGCGACGGUGGUGACGACGACGAUGAAUCUAGGGGCGCCGUACAGCGAGGCGGCGGCGGUGAGGGGGCUGGUGGCGCUCCACGCGCCGCUGCAGCAGCGGCUGCCGGUGUUCGACGGGACCAUGGAUCUGGUGCGGUGCGGCCACGCGGUGAACCGGUGGAUUCCGGUCACGGCGAUGGAGUUCUUGUUUUUUGAUGUGGAUAGAGUGCUGAGGGGUGGGGGGUACUUGCUGCUGGACCGGUUUUUCAGUAAAAAAUCGGAUCUUGACAAGGUUUACGCGCCGUUGAUCGGGAAAUUGGGGUACAAGAAGGUGAAGUGGGCUGUGGCUAACAAGGGUGAUGCUAGUGGGAUCAAGAAUGGAGAGGUUUAUUUGACUGCUCUCUUGCAGAAGCCAUUGGUUAGAUCAAGCUCCAAAUGAGGUACUCCGCGCCAGCCUUUUGACAUCGUCUCCGUUUGUUGAAACCUUCCUUCAAGGCUUCUUCAGUUACUGCGCAAGCAAACCAGCUAUACAUCUCUCUCUAGAUCUCCUCCUGUGUUGUGGUUGGAUAUAAGUAUAACGUUUUAUCAGCAAAUUCAUCGUGGAUUCAGGCGAUUGUUGGGGCGGGUGUACAAGGUGCAUUUUGUGAUAGAUUAGAACUUGUAGAUCUGCAAAAAAACUGGAAGUGUGAGAGAUUGCAACACAAAACCAACAAAUGUGAUUUUCUAUGGGUUAUAGGUUGGUUGAUACAGUAAGUGGUGCUUGUUUUCAGACAGUGGUUACAUAUAAAGCUAGUGUUGCAAUAAAAUCAGCAUUCGAACUUUUCAA